Molecule: messenger RNA, 2788 nt
Organism: Dermochelys coriacea (leatherback sea turtle)
Lineage: Eukaryota; Metazoa; Chordata; Testudines; Dermochelyidae
Gene: B3GALT5
Product: beta-1,3-galactosyltransferase 5
Exons: 2
Coding region: 214-1197 (327 amino acids)
Cellular component (GO): membrane
Molecular function (GO): N-acetyl-beta-D-glucosaminide beta-(1,3)-galactosyltransferase activity
Source: RefSeq, a predicted model, not a curated record
AUGAGGUAGCAAGAGGGAGAGAGACACUCCCACACACAGAGAUCAGGGUUUCAUUGCUGCAUUGAUAUUUGCUCCCACUCCUAAAGGAGAUUAUCAUUUCUCAUCUUGUUUGGGCUCAUUUGCAUCAGGAUCACUCACAGAGAAGAAGUAAAAGACCCUAAUCUGCUUCUUGUGAUAGAGAUUUUAGCUCACUCACUGCAGCUUUCAUACAAUAUGGCUAUAAAAGCGGAGGGUGCUCUGCAGAAACGUGAGAUGGCUUCGAAGAGGUUCAAAAUUAUUUUGUUUUUAAUUGUAGUAUUGGCCUCUGCUUGUUUGUAUUUGAUUGAAAUCAGUAUAUUCUGUCAAAAGAAGGAAGAGGCCACGUCAGUGACUUUUAUAACAGAGAGUGGAAACUUUUUGCAGUUGCCAGAUAUAGACUGCAGUAGGACUCCUCCGUUCCUGGUACUCCUUGUGACAUCAUCACAUGGCCAGAAUAAAGCUAGGAUGGCUAUCCGUGAAACAUGGGGGAAACACAGACUAGUUGCUGGCAACCUCAUCCUGACAUAUUUUCUUCUGGGAACCACCAUGAACCAAAAUGAUCAAACUGGUAUUAUUGCUGAAAGUCAGAAAUACAGAGACAUUAUCCAGAAGGACUUUAUAGAUGUGUAUUACAAUUUGACUUUAAAGACAAUGAUGGGAAUUGAAUGGGUUCACAAAUUUUGUCAUCAAACCAGGUUUGUGAUGAAAACUGACACAGAUAUGUUUGUCAAUAUCUUUUACCUGACUGAACUUCUUUUAAGAAAAAACAGAAACACUAGAUUCUUCACAGGCUUUUUAAAGAUGAAUGACUUCCCAAUAAGAAAGAUAUAUAGUAAAUGGUAUGUGAGUAAAGAUGAAUAUCCAGGACACACGUAUCCUCCAUUUUGUUCAGGGACUGGUUAUGUUUUCUCCACCGAUGUUGCCAGUCAGAUUUAUAAUAUUUCAGAAAGUGUCCCUUUUAUUAAACUGGAGGAUGUUUUCAUAGGACUGUGUCUUGCUAAACUAAAAAUCAGCCUGGAGGAACUUCAUUCAGAACAGACAUUCUUUUCAGAGAAGGUUGAGUUCUCUCUUUGUCGCUUCAAGAAAAUUGUGACAUGCCAUUAUGUGAAACCUCAUGAACUGCUGAUCUAUUGGAAUGCACUGGAGAGCUCAAUGGAUGAAAAAUGCCCAGAUGUCUGAAAUAGCUGAGCUAACAAAAAGUGACACAAAAAAGCACAGGACUAGCCUUUAGUAGGGUUACCACCUGGCCAGUAGUUUUUUUAUGGAUUUGCCAGUUGCCAGAAAAAUAAUUUAAUCUGCCUUUUUUUUUUUACAUGGGUCUAAAGAUUUGAAUUAUUAUCACCACAUUACACUAGGAUAUCUAAUGUUAAAAUUUUCUGUGUCCAGCUAAAGAUGCUGCAGUGUUCCCACUUCUGCAGAUUAAGUAAGAAAAUGAUAUUAUCAAUCUUAUCUAUAUGUGUAUCUCUCUAGAUACUGUAAGUGACUACUGGGGGCAGGAUUUGCAGGGGUCUUGUAGGGGUGGGAGUGGUGCCCGGUUUUUUUUUUUUUUUUUUGCAUUUCAAAGGUGGUAAAGCUAGUCUUUAGUCAGGCAAAACUUGGCCACUGAAGUCAGGCUGGGGACUUGUACAGUCAAAAAGACACAGAUAAAUAUUUUAAUCUCUUGUCCCUCUGCAAAUUUGCUGUUAAUUAUUUGCAAACACUGGACUUCCUUGCAAAGCAAAAGACAACAAAAGCUCUUUGUCUCCGCACUGACACUUACAGUAAUGUCAGCAGAAGGCUGGGAAUAUUUACAUAUCAUUUGAUUCUCUCUAUCCUUUUUUCUGUUUCCCUAACAUUAAAAGUUUACAGUCCAAAGUCCAUUCCCUGACAGAUUAUAACAAGGUUAGGCCACACUCCUGUAAUGAGCUCUGUGUGAGCAGACACAUGCAUCUGCAUGAAACCCUUUUCCCUGCUGAAGUUGAUGGGGCUUUGCACAGGUGUACAGAUCUACCUAUUCAGAGCCUGUUGCAGGAGCAAAAAGAAAAGGAGUACUUGUGGCACCUUAGAGACUAACAAAUUUAUUAGAGCAUAAGCUUUCGUGAGCUACAGCUCACUGCAUCGGAUGCAUUUGGUGGAAAAAACCUGCAGGAGCAGGGUCUUAAGUACCAUAGGUUAACUUCUGAGCCUUUAUGAUCACUGCAUUAGUUUUCUAUUAUACAUUUCACAUUUAAAAUUAUGCAUACAAGGUUUAAUCCAAUGGAAAGAAAAAAUCAGUAGUGCUGACAGAAUACUGGAGUUGGUAAAUAAAUAAUGUAUUUCAAUAUGCUAUAUUCCCCCUUCAAUACAAAGGGUAUUUUUAAAUGCAGAGGAAUUAGUAAAUACUGCAAAAUUCUAAACUCAAACAUCACAUUUCCCUUUCUGCUGGGAUUGUCAAAGGGGCUGAAGAGAAUGAGGUGCCACCAUCAUGUUAAUGGGAUUUGGGCACCUGACUCCAUUAGUCUCUUUUGAAAACCCCAGCCUCAAUUGUUAUGAUUAUACUCAGGCCAUAUAUGUAAAAGCUGAAUGAACAAAAGGGCUAUUUGUAGAUAGUGUAUUUGAUGUAACAAAAUGUGAUUGUUUUAAAUAUGAGUCUAUUCUCCCCUUGAAUUUGCACAUGCAACUUUUUUAAGGCUGAUAUAAAAAGUAUGACACUCCUUACAUUAUUUGCAUAGAACAUAUAAAUAUCAAAUUAACAAAACUUGAUGUAUGAUACUAUUUUAAUAAAAGAUUGCUAUUAAAGCUUUUUGUCUGU